Messenger RNA from Penicillium canariense, 4092 nucleotides. Its product is annotated as putative xanthine dehydrogenase HxA. Gene Ontology annotation, molecular function: xanthine dehydrogenase activity; 2 iron, 2 sulfur cluster binding; iron ion binding. The coding region runs from base 1 to 4092 and encodes 1363 amino acids. The record is from RefSeq and is a predicted model, not a curated record. The transcript has 4 exons. Lineage: Eukaryota; Fungi; Ascomycota; Eurotiomycetes; Eurotiales; Aspergillaceae.
AUGGCGUCCGCUAGCAGUACCGACUCAGACUCGGUAAGCGAGCUCGACAAGGAGAUCGAGAAGGUGACUUCGCUCGCUCAACUCACCGAGAAGUGGGACGAUACUAUUCGCUUCUAUCUCAACGGCACGAAAGUCGCCGUGGACACUGUCAACCCGGAAGUGACACUGUUAGAAUACUUGAGAGGUGUUGGGUUGACGGGAACCAAGCUUGGGUGUGCUGAAGGAGGCUGUGGCGCUUGCACAGUGGUGGUUUCACACCUCAAUCAAACCACGAAGAAAGUCUACCAUGCCUCCGUCAACGCUUGCAUUGCCCCCCUCGCUUCGAUCGAUGGGAAACAUGUCAUCACAGUGGAAGGAAUUGGCGAUGUGAAGAAACCGCACGCGGUCCAGCAGCGGAUCGCGGUGGGCAACGGCAGUCAAUGUGGAUUCUGCACGCCUGGAAUUGUUAUGAGUCUAUAUGCAUUAUUACGCAACGAAUCGACUCCUUCGGAACACGCGAUAGAGGAGGCGUUCGAUGGCAACCUGUGUCGCUGUACGGGAUACCGACCCAUUCUCGAUGCCGCCCAGAGCUUUAACUCCCGCAAUAACUGUGGCAUGUCUAAAGCCAAGGGUGGAUCUGGCUGCUGCAUGGAAAAGAACGGUGGUGGUGGCUGUUGCAAGGAGUCCUCUCCAACCACCGAGGAGAAUGAGGCUGUAGAGCCCAAAUUUCCAGCGCCUGAAUUCAAGAAGUACAGCCCCGACACAGAGCUAAUUUUCCCCGCCGCCCUAAGAAAACAUGAAUUCCAGCCUCUGGUUUUUGGCAACAAGAGGAAGAAGUGGUACCGGCCUGUGACUGUGGAACAACUGCUGCAGAUCAAGCAUAUCCACCCCGAGGCGAAGCUAAUCGGCGGAAGCACGGAGACUCAAAUCGAGAUCAAAUUUAAGGCAAUGCGCUAUUCCGCCUCCGUCUACGUGGGCGAUAUCCCUGAGCUGCGGCAAUUCAGUUUCCAUGAUGACUACCUGGAGAUUGGCGCCAACGUAUCAUUGACAGAUUUGGAGCAUAUCUGCGACCAAGCAGUAGAGCGCUAUGGACCAACUCGCAGCCAGCCCUUCAAGGCAAUCAAGAAACAGCUUCUUUACUUUGCUGGACGACAGAUCCGAAAUGUCGCGUCGCCUGCUGGUAACCUAGCUACCGCCUCUCCAAUUUCCGACCUGAACCCGGUCUUUGUGGCGACAAACACCAUCCUCAUCGCCAAGUCUCUGGAAGGAGAUAAGGAGAUCCCCAUGACCGAAUUCUUCCAGGGAUACCGCAAAACAGCAUUGGCCCCAGAUGCAAUCAUUGCCAGCCUCCGGAUCCCCGUUGCACAGGAGAAGGGCGAGCAUAUGCGCGCUUAUAAGCAGGCUAAGCGGAAGGAUGAUGAUAUUGCCAUUGUCAACGCUGCGCUUCGCGUGUCGCUGUCCGACACCAACGACGUUACCAGCUGCAACCUCGUAUUUGGUGGUAUGGCGCCUAUGACCGUUUCUGCGAAGAACGCCCAGGACUUUCUGAUCGGCAAAAAGUUCACCAACCCCGACACGCUGGAGGGAGUGAUGGCUGCAUUGGAGAAGGACUUCAGCCUGCCGUUUGGUGUUCCCGGUGGCAUGGCAACUUAUCGAAAGUCUUUGGCAAUGGGCUUCUUCUACCGAUUUUAUCACGAUGCUCUCUCAGGAAUCGAGGUCAAGGCAGCAGACCUAGAUCCAGAUGUUGUCGAUGAGAUUGAACGAUCCAUCUCAUCCGGAGCGAAGGACCACGAGGCCUCUGUUGCUUAUCAGCAGAAGAUUCUGGGCAAGGCUACCCCACAUGUUGCCGCCCUCAAACAAGCCACUGGCCAGGCUCAGUAUACUGAUGAUAUUCCCGUGCAACAGAAUGAGCUGUUUGCUUGCAUGGUUCUUUCAACCAAGGCGCAUGCUAAGAUUCUGAGUGUUGAUGCCUCGGCAGCACUGGAAAUACCUGGAGUUGUUGAUUACGUGGACCACAAAGAUCUACCUAACCCGGAGGCCAACCGGUGGGGAGCACCCGUCUCCGAUGAGCUUUUUUUCGCCGUGGACGAGGUGAACACCGCUGGCCAGCCCAUUGGCGUCAUUGUAGCGCAAAGUGCCAAGAUUGCCGAGGAAGGCAUGAGAGCUGUCAAGGUUGAAUAUGAGGACCUACCUGUCAUUUUGAGCAUGGAAGAGGCCAUUGAGGCAGAGUCCUAUUUCGGUCACUAUCGCUUCAUCAAGAAUGGCGACGUUGAUGCGGGCUUCAAGCAGGCUGACCACAUCUUCACCGGUGUUUCUCGCAUGGGUGGCCAAGAACACUUUUACCUGGAGACUCAAGCCUGUGUUGCCAUUCCUAAGCCUGAAGACGGGGAGAUGGAGAUCUGGAGUGGCACGCAAAACCCGACCGAAACCCAAACCUACAUUGCGCAAGUAUGUGGGGUUGCCGCGAACAAGGUUGUCUCUCGUGUCAAGAGACUUGGUGGUGGCUUCGGUGGCAAGGAAACGCGCUCAAUCCAGCUGGCUGGAAUCUGCGCGACUGCUGCGAAGAAGCUCAACCGACCAGUUCGAUGCAUGCUCAAUCGCGACGAGGAUAUCCUGACAUCUGGUCAGCGCCACCCGUUUAUGUGCCGGUGGAAAGUUGGCGUUACCAAGGAAGGGAAAAUCCUUGCUCUCGAUGCCGAUGUCUUUGCCAACGGUGGCCAUACCCAAGACUUGUCUGGCGCAGUGGUCGAGCGAAGCUUGUCUCACAUUGAUGGUGUCUAUAAGAUCCCUAAUAUCCAUGUGCGUGGCCGGAUUUGCAAGACAAACACUGUAUCCAACACUGCAUUCCGCGGCUUUGGUGGACCGCAGGGUCUGUUCUUCGCCGAGUGCUAUAUCUCCGAGGUUGCGGAUCAUCUCAACAUCUCGCCUGAACAUAUGCGGGCCAUUAACAUGUACAAGCCUGGCGAAACCACACAUUUCAACCAGGAACUCAAGGAUUGGUAUGUGCCGCUGAUGUACAAUCAGGUCAUGGAGGAGAGCAAUUAUGCGGAACGCCGCAAGGCUGUUGAGCUGUAUAACAAGGAGCAUAAAUGGUCCAAGCGCGGUUUGGCUAUCGUGCCAACAAAGUUCGGUAUCUCUUUCACGGCUCUGUUCCUGAAUCAGGCCGGUGCAUUAGUGCACAUCUAUCACGAUGGUAGUGUCCUCGUCGCGCACGGCGGUGUUGAAAUGGGCCAAGGUCUCCAUACAAAGAUGAUCAUGAUCGCCGCCGAGGCUCUUCAGGUGCCGCAAGAGAACGUUUUCAUUGCCGAGACCGCCACCAACACCGUGGCAAAUACUUCCUCGACGGCAGCGUCGGCCAGUUCUGAUCUGAAUGGCUACGCCAUUUUCAAUGCCUGCGAGCAGCUCAACGAGCGACUCCGUCCAUUCCGUGAGAAGAUGCCCAACGCGACUAUGAAGGAGCUUGCGCACACGGCGUACUUCGCUCGUGUCAACCUAUCGGCGCAGGGUUACUACCGCACUCCCGAUAUCGGCUACGUGUGGGGUGAGAAUUCGGGUCAAAUGUUCUUCUACUUCACGCAGGGUGUCACCGCUUCUGAGGUCCAGAUCGACACCUUGACGGGUGACUGGACUCCUCUUCGCACUGAUAUCAAGAUGGACGUUGGCCGUACAAUCAACCCUUCCAUUGACUAUGGUCAGAUCGAAGGUGCCUACGUCCAGGGCCAGGGCCUCUUCACCACUGAAGAGAGUCUGUGGCACCGCGCCUCGGGCCAGAUCUUCACCCGUGGGCCUGGUAACUACAAGAUUCCCGGCUUCCGCGAUAUCCCUCAGGUCUUCAAUGUUAGUCUGCUCAAGGACGUCGAGUGGGAGAAUUUGCGAACUAUCCAGCGUUCCCGCGGUGUCGGUGAGCCGCCCCUGUUCAUGGGUAGCGCUGUGUUUUUCGCUAUCCGUGAUGCACUGAAGGCUGCACGGAAACAGUGGGGUGUUGAGGAGGUGCUGAGCUUGGUCAGCCCUGCUACACCUGAGCGUAUCCGCAUCAGCUGCGCUGAUCCGAUCGUUGAGCGGGCGCGGGUUCAUCCCAAGGAAGGCGAGAAGAGCUUCUUUGUUGCUAUUUAG